Molecule: messenger RNA, 1337 nt
Organism: Phascolarctos cinereus (koala)
Lineage: Eukaryota; Metazoa; Chordata; Mammalia; Diprotodontia; Phascolarctidae
Gene: CLDN2
Product: claudin 2
Cellular component (GO): membrane; bicellular tight junction
Molecular function (GO): structural molecule activity
Source: RefSeq, a predicted model, not a curated record
CUCCUCUGAGGAGCAGAAAGCCCUUGGGUGCUUGAAGAGGCUGCCCCGGCCAGCUGGGCCUCACAACUAACCCGGCCCAGCUCAGUGGCUUCUCUAGCCAGCUUGUAGCCACCCUCAGACACUCCUGAGGAGGGAACAGAGACAGCCCUGCCUUCCAGAGGCGCUCUGCAAUGAGGAGCUAGGAAGCAGAGGCCCAGGGAAGCAGAGCCAUCAUCAGGGCAACAGGGGUGUUCUCAGUGGAGAGACUCCAACCAUCAUGGCAUCUCUCGGCCUGCAGCUGCUGGGUUACAUCCUGGGCUUCCUGGGGCUGGUGGGCACCCUCAUAGCCAUGCUGCUGCCAAGCUGGAGAACAGGUUCCUAUGUGGGGGCCAGUAUCGUCACAGCCGUUGGCUUCUCCAAAGGCCUCUGGAUGGAGUGUGCUACCCAAAGCACUGGCAUCACUCAGUGUGAUAUCUACAGCACUCUGCUAGGGCUGCCUGCAGACAUCCAGGCUGCUCAGGGCAUGAUGGUAGCUUCGAGCACCAUCUCCUCUCUGGCCUGCAUCAUCUCUGUGGUGGGCAUGAGGUGCACUGUCUUUUGCAAGGACUCCCCAGCCAAAGACAGGGUGGCAGUGGUGGGCGGAAUCUUCUUCCUCCUAGGAGGCCUCCUGGGUUUCAUCCCUGUCGUCUGGAAUCUCCACGGGAUCCUCCGUGACUUCCACUCACCACUUGUGCCUGACAGCAUGAAGUUCGAGAUCGGAGAGGCCCUCUAUCUUGGCAUCAUCUCCUCCCUCUUCUCCAUGGUGGGUGGCACCAUCCUCUGCUUCUCUUGCCCAGCCCGGUGGGGCAGCCGCUCUGCCUACUAUGGCGGUUACCAAGCUCAGCCCUUGGCCACCAGGGCCUCCCCUCGGCCAGGCCAGUCCACAAAGGGCAAAAGUGAAUUCAACUCCUACAGCCUGACAGGGUAUGUGUAAGGAGUGGCUUGCCAGGGUGGGGGGAGUGGGCCAUGGUGGGAGGGCCAGCCCCGUGGCUCUCCGCUGACACUGGGGAGAGACAUUUCCAUCUGUUCAAGUCAAAAGGCAAUGCUAAAGAAAGGACGGACAUCGGGGGUCCCUUGGGUCUGACCAGGGGUAGCUGACACUGCAGGCCUUCCCACAGGCCUCCCUCCUCAGCCAGCAGCCCCCUCCCUAUCUCCACCCUGCCCUUUUUCUCCCCAGUCUACAGGCCCCGACCCAGUUCCCUAGCCUCCCCACCUCUCCAGAAGGCCUUCUCAGCUCAAUGGACUGAAGUCUCACUACUUGAACCUCACACCCCUCCCCACAAAACUCCUUCCAAGGCCAUAACCAGACUGGUGGAGAG